AUGGCAUCUCCGUCAACUGCUGUCGAAUCGGACAAGGUGAGAACAAACAUCAGAAGAGAUCAUCCGUCCGGUCCAUCCACUCAGUCCUCCGUGCUGAUUGGUGUAUCCUGCUAUCAGAUAGCAACCGGCUGGUUGCAGCUGUUCAGUGGCAUUCUAAGUCUGAACGAUGCGGUUUCUGCGGUGCAGGCCCUCGAAACCAAGGUCAGGGCAGACAGACAGGCCUCGCACGCAGAGAGAGGGAUGAGAUAGAGAUGGACACACUGCACACGUCGAUGGGGGUCUGCUUGGCGUCAUUCGCGCUCAUGAACGGUCGGUGCAGGCGAGGAAUGUGUUUGCGUUGUUGGACCGCUGGACAGCGGGGAUAGGCGCUCAGAAGGCAUGCCCACACGUGCGCAAGGUGAGAGAAGAUGACAGAUCCCAUCUCCCCAGCUUAGACACGCUGUCCUCAUGCACUCGCAUACUUGUGUGUGCCCCUCCCCCUUGUGUCAGCGCGUGACGGUGCACUGCAAGUUGUGCGUAGAUCUGCUAGCGAAGAUGGGUAUUAGUGAUGGCGGUCGAGUAGACUUGAACAUACGGCUGAGCGUCAACGACAUCCUUCUCGCGCAUCGCCGCCUAGACACUAUCGCAGAGACUCUCACACGCGAGGUCUGUUCUACUGAGGCCACAACACAACACAACACAACACAGCACAACACACCAUGGAAACCGGUGAAUCUCGUUCCCCUCUCUCUCCGUGUGGUUUGUUUCUGUCAGUCGUUGUCGCCGCAUCCCCUGCUGGGACUGCCGGACGUGGUCACCUGCGGCCACAUCAUGCCCCUCCUCGACACCAUCACACUCGUCGGAUCCCUCAGCCGUACACACCCGGCCGUCAACACAUCCCCCGCCAUCAUGGCGCCCGACCAGCUGCGCAUCACCAGCAAGCGGCCCAUCCACAUGACCCACCAGCAGAUGGAGGCCUGGCGACCGCGGCUCCGCCAGGCCAAGCGGGCCGUGCUGCGCUGCCCUCUAACUACGUCGAUGGCGAGACUGGUGGAGGGUGCGCGAGCGAGUCUGAUGAGCCUGGAGGCGCACACAGCGGAGAAGGAGAUGGACAGGGCGGUGGAGAGGGAAGGUCCUGACCUGACGUUCUGCGAUCGGCCGUUCAUCUUCCCACUGCUCGAGAGUGUGGUGGUGACGGGCGCGUGGGGCGACGUCGCAGACAUGCGGUCGUGGCGGCCGAGGUGCGCUGGAAUGAGGCGAAUACACAAGAAGAGAUGACAACCGUGGUGUGUUGUGUUGCAUUGUUCAGCAAUCUCCGGUCGCUCGAGAUGCACCCCGCCCCCCGUCUGCCUGGCGAGGCGGAGGUGCCCUCGCCCGUCUAUUCUGGUGCCGAAGCCUGGAUGCGGUGGUGUGGGUCGGCCAAGGCGGGCGUGCACACCGCGACACUCGGUGGGUGGGACCUGGCGAAUGCCGUCGCGAAGCUGGGACCCUACCUUGGGCACGUCAAGCGACUCGAGGGGAUGGUCGUCGGCAGGCCGCGCUAUGUCAUCUACUACGACGUCAUGCAGCCAUCGACGGCCCUCGAUGCGCUGCAAGCGACCAUCAAGCCGCCGGGAGGGAAGCUCGAUCUGGCCACUAUUCGGGUGAGACCAGAAGCAGGAGGACAGGUUUGUGCUCAUGCCCACGACACACAUGCAUCUGUGUUGCCUGGUUUCUGUCAUACCUGUCUGCUGCAGGAGCUCCAUGGCUUCCGUGAGAGCUGCCUGGCGCCCCGCGCCAAGGAGGACUACAGCCAGAGCGACUUCACCUUUCCAGUCAGCCUGCUGAUCGCCAUGACCGACGACGACCUGCGCACCUACAAGCCGACACUGAUCCUCCUGGCCCCCCUCGCCACACGAGUGAGCUUCCCAACCGGCCUGCAGCCAGGCCUGCAGGUGCCCAUGGAGAUAUACCGGCUGCUGCCUUUGCUCACCUUCUCUCGCGCACACACACUGGCACUCGACGAGGCAUCUGAGGCGCUCGAGCCUCUCCCGCAGGGCCUGCUGUCGUGGUUUGAGCGGCCUUUUCCCGCCGUCUGCACGCUGGACUUGGCUGAGGGGAGGGGGGAGAGGGGGGAGGCAGUGGUGCAUCAAGCAGUCAGGAGCAUCAAGCAGCUGCAGACCAUCAGGUUCUGGCCUGAUGGCUCGGCUGAUGACGAUAGUGAUAGUGACGAGGCCAAGUUUGGCUACUCGCUGCCUCUGUGUCUGCGCAACUACUCUGGCAAGGGCCCCUUGUUCCACCUGCAGGGCCAUUUCGCCGACAAAGAGAGGCCGUGGACACUCACUGUAGUCAGCACCGGGCAGACAGGCGAGCCAGCAGACCACAUAGAGGAAAGGCCCAUCAGCCAGCGGGUACAGCGCAUCACGGCACAGGUCACCACAGUGCAGGCCAGGGCUUCUGAUGUCUUCUGCUCCACCUAUUCACCGCACGAGCCAGGUUUUGUCGCGGCCCUGGCCGCUGCGUGUCUGUCUGCCGUCACACAGCUGCCCAGUGUCGAUGUGAUAGUGUUGGAGUGCACUGAGGGGCCUGUAGACGAGGAGGACUAUGAGUGGCACCGGUGGGAUGACGGCAUUGAGUGGGAUGAGGUGUCGCUGGCGUCAUGGAGCGAGGCAGAGAGGCAGGUCAGAAUAGAUGACGUGUGGGCGGAGGAGCCGCCGGCCGACCCACCCACACUGCUCGACGCAGUGGAGCUGGCGCGGGUCAUUGUGAGGGACUCUGUGCCGGAGCGCACGGUGCUCUUCCGCUCUGACAUGGCCGCUCGUGGGUUUGAGUGUGUGGCGCUGCCUCAGCUAGCCGUAGAUUGCCGCAUAGAGAUCCGCCGGCGAGGCCUCUCAAUGCCUGCGGCCGGCCAGAAGAGAAUCACUGACUACUUCACGCCUCUCACUCACUGAUGCGUGUGUGUGUGUGUGUAUGUGUUUUGUGCAUAGUUGCGUCUGCGGAUGUCUCCCUUUGGCUGUGCGUGUCUAGUGUCUCGUUGCAUGCUGCAUGGCGACAUCUACCGAGAGCAGCAUGGACCUCUGUGUGUGUGUGUCUCACUGAAAGUCACUUGAACGUGC
Vitrella brassicaformis is the source of this 3074-nucleotide messenger RNA. The record is from the annotation of a GenBank genome assembly. NCBI's taxonomy places the organism in Eukaryota, Vitrellaceae.